AUGGCGCUGCUCCUAAGGUCGUUUGUUCGACGGGGUGUGUGUCUCUCCCGAAUCCAGAGUGUCUCCAUCAGCCCACUCAUCUGCAGACAUGCUGCUCCGAUGGGGACCACGGCCAAAGAGGAAAUGAACAAAUUCUGGGCCAAAAACACCAGACUGAACCGGCCCAUGUCCCCACACCUCACCAUCUACAGGUGGUCCGUCCCCAUGGUGAUGUCAGUGACUUUCAGAGGAACAGGAGUGGCUCUGAGUGUAGCAAUCUCGGCGUUCGCGGCGGCCGCCCUGGUCCUGCCGGGCUCGUACCCGUACUACUUGGACCUGAUCCACUCCCUGUGGGUGGGACCGGCUCUGAUCGGACUCGCCAAACUCGGCAUCGCUUUCCCGGUCUCUUUCCACACCCUCAACGGGGUCCGCCACCUGUGGUGGGACAUCGGUAAAGGCUUCAGGAUCCCGGAGGUCUAUCGUACCGGGUACACGGUGAUCGGGCUCUCUCUGCUGACGUCGGCCGCCGUGGCGUUUCUCCUCUGA
Molecule: messenger RNA, 525 nt
Organism: Knipowitschia caucasica
Lineage: Eukaryota; Metazoa; Chordata; Actinopteri; Gobiiformes; Gobiidae
Source: the annotation of a GenBank genome assembly